Messenger RNA from Fundulus heteroclitus (mummichog), 1838 nucleotides. It is a transcript of the gene ppil2, whose product is annotated as peptidylprolyl isomerase (cyclophilin)-like 2. The transcript has 20 exons. The record is from RefSeq and is a predicted model, not a curated record. Lineage: Eukaryota; Metazoa; Chordata; Actinopteri; Cyprinodontiformes; Fundulidae. Gene Ontology annotation, biological process: protein peptidyl-prolyl isomerization; protein polyubiquitination; protein folding. Gene Ontology annotation, molecular function: ubiquitin-ubiquitin ligase activity; peptidyl-prolyl cis-trans isomerase activity. Gene Ontology annotation, cellular component: catalytic step 2 spliceosome. The coding region runs from base 133 to 1710 and encodes 525 amino acids.
AAGACAACUUAUAAGAAGACGAAGAAGAACAUAAACAAGAACUCCACAGAAGGCUGACACUUGCAUGUUUAGUUGUUAAAGUUUGAUUUUUUUUAUUGUAUUUGAUCGGUGAGACUUGCCCGCACAGUAAAGAUGGGGAAGCGACAGCACCAAAAGGAUAAAAUGUACAUCACAUGUGCAGAAUAUACCAACUUUUAUGGAGGAAAACGAGCAGAAAUUCCUCAAUCAAACUUUAAACGGCUUCCAUUUGACCACUGCAGCUUGUCCCUGCAACCGUUUGAGUAUCCAGUCUGCACUGAGGACGGCGUGGUGUUUGACCUGCUGAGCAUUGUUCCCUGGAUCAAGAAGUAUGGAACCAAUCCGAUAUCUGGAGAAAAACUGGAAGCAAAAUCUCUCAUUAAACUCAACUUUGCCAAGAACAACGAUGGAAAGUAUCACUGCCCUGUCCUGUACAACGUCUUCACAAAUAACUCUCACAUCGUUGCCAACAAGGUCACUGGAAAUGUGUUUUCCUACGAGGCGGUGGAGCAACUAAACAUCAAGACUAAAAGCUACAAAGACCUGCUGACUGACGAACCUUUCACUAGAAAGGAUAUCAUAAUGCUCCAGGACCCGACCAACCUGGACAAGUUCAAUGUGUCCAGCUUUUUCCACGUGAAGAACAACCUGAAAGUGCUGGAUCCAGAUGAAGAAAAGGCCAAACAGGAUCCAGCGUACCACCUGAAGAGCACCAACCUGGAAACGAGAGAGACCUUGGCUGAACUUUAUAAAGAAUACAAAGGAGAUCAGCUGCUGGCCUCCACCAUGAAGGAGCCCGCAGCCAAGAAGACCGACAAAUUAAAUGCUGCCCACUACUCCACAGGCCGAGUUUCUGCCUCCUUCACGUCCACGGCCAUGACGCCUGCAACGACACACGAAGCAGAUGCGAUCGCAGAUGACACUGUGCGCUACCAGUAUGUGAAGAAAAAAGGCUACGUCCGUCUUCACACAAACAAGGGAGACCUCAACCUGGAGUUGCACUGCGAUAAGGUUCCCAAAGCUGGGGAGAACUUCGUCCGUCUGUGUAAAAAAGGCUACUAUGACGGGACGGUCUUCCACAGGUCCAUCCGGAACUUCAUGAUUCAAGGAGGGGACCCUACUGGUACAGGCACAGGUGGCGAGUCCUUCUGGGGAAAACCUUUCAAAGACGAGUUUCGGCCCAACUUGUCUCACACCGGCCGGGGGGUUCUCAGCAUGGCUAACUCCGGUCCCAACACCAACAAAUCCCAGUUUUUCAUCACGUUUCGCUCUUGCCCGUACCUUGACAGGAAGCACACGGUGUUUGGAAGGGUUGUUGGUGGGUUUGAGACGCUCACAGCCAUGGAGCAAGUGGAGAGUGAUCCCAAAAAUGACAAACCAAAGUCGGAGAUCAAGGUCAUCAGUACCACCGUGUUCGUGGACCCGUACGAAGAGGCGGACAUUCAGAUUGCAGCCGAGAGAGAAAAGGAGCUGCAGAAACAGGAGGAGGAGAAGCAGCAGGCCAGCGUGGCCCUGAAGAAGGCCAAGGAGGAGCAGGCGCCCAAAACCUUUAAACAAGGUGUGGGGAAGUACAUCAACCCGGCCACGGCGAAACGUCCAGCUGCUCAGGAUGAAAGCGGGCCGUCCACCAGCGGAACGUCCACCAAGAAGUCCAAAGGAAAGACGAACUUUGGAGACUUCAGCUCCUGGUAGCUCCGACGCUUUCAGGAUUCUGUAUAUAACAAGUCAAACUUUUAAUUUCCUCCUGUUUUGUAUCAAGUAGACUCGGUUUGUGUUGGUAUCUUGUGAAAAUAUGCAAUAAAGUUACUUUUUCAUCACUA